CUUCACCGUCUGCAUUUCCACCAUGUUUAAUUUUACCAAUGUCCUACAGUUGGUCCAGAGUUUGGAAAUGAUGCAGUUACUGGGUGUGGACAGAGUUGCCAUCUAUAAGAGCGACUGCAGCCCUGAAACACAGCGUGUACUGGACUACUACACAAAAAAAGGUUUAGUAGAGGUGAUUCCUUGGACGAUAUCGAACCAUCUGAAACCAUCUCGCGGCUGGCUGCCUAUGCAUGGUCCAGGUGACAUCCACUACUUGGGCCAGAUCCCCGCUCUCACCGACUGUGUCUACAGAUACAUGUACCAGUCCAGAUAUGUGUCCCUGCAGGAUACAGAUGAGCUCAUACUGCCUCAGUCUGUCAACAGCUGGUCGGACUUGCUGCCACAGUUGGAGAAGAAAUAUGGCGUUGACAAGUGCUACAUGUUUGAGAAUAACGUGUUCCCCAACACUGUCAUGCUGCCUCUUCCAGCCUCCCAAAAGCAGCAGAUAGAAAGUCCCGGCUGGAAGAAUGUACCUGGGGUGAACAUCCUGGCUCACCUCUACCAUGAACCCAUCAUAAAAAAGACGCAUGACAGCAACUUCAAGGUCAUCGUUAACCCCCGAGCUGUCUUCCGACCUACCGUCCACGGACUGCUGAAGUCAGAGAAAGGCUGCACCUGGGUUCACAGGAAUAUAGCUCGAAUGUACCACACAAGGUAG
This is a messenger RNA of Scomber japonicus (chub mackerel), 697 nucleotides long. Its product is annotated as glycosyltransferase family 92 protein F13G3.3-like. The transcript has 4 exons. Lineage: Eukaryota; Metazoa; Chordata; Actinopteri; Scombriformes; Scombridae. The record is from RefSeq and is a predicted model, not a curated record. Bases 23 to 697 code for a protein of 224 amino acids.